Molecule: messenger RNA, 5910 nt
Organism: Podarcis lilfordi (Lilford's wall lizard)
Lineage: Eukaryota; Metazoa; Chordata; Lepidosauria; Squamata; Lacertidae
Source: the annotation of a GenBank genome assembly
GUGCUGGACUAGAACCUGGAAGGGAAUAUCUAAUUCAAAAUGUUCUCUCAUUCUGAUUUAAGAAGAAUGAGUCUCUGGCAAUGCAAAUUCUGAAGAAAGUCUUUAAGGUUUACUCUUUAACUAUCCGUCAGACUCCAUGGUGGAAUAAGGAAGACACAAGCAUAAAUAUGGUUAAACUCACGCCAGCCGUGCUCCACAGUUUUCUCCUUCAAUAUCUCCUCCAGCCACAUUGUCAGUGUUCACAGAUUCUGUCUCACUGGUGGGCAUGCUCACUACAUGGAUCAGAGGAAUGAAAAUAGAAGGUCAGUAAUUGGUCUGCAAUACACAAAUGUGCAGUUCCUGGCAGUGAAGGUGCUUGCUUAGCAAAAAAGCAUAAAUUAAUAAGGAAAAUGAAUUGUGACCAGAGGAAAAGCCCUAAGAUAACAUUUUCCUGAAGUUUAACCUGUUUGUUUCAAACAAUGUGAUACAAAUUUCCUGAACUAUUUUUACAUCCCACAAAGAUACCUCUUAUUGACAUUUCCAUCUGGCACAGCCCCCUAAACUUUAAACUUCCACAAAAUAAAGUCACAGAGACUUUCUGCUUUCCUUGGUCUGUUUUUGUGCACAACUGUCUUUCCAUAUAUAAGUUUUUUAUUUUUAUUUUUUAAAAUCCUGAUUUAAAGAACAGUGCACAGUCCAAACAGGAAUAUGCUUUAUGGGCAGGAAAUGAGCAAAAAACAAAAGAGCUGUGUUGAGGAAAAGCCAGAGACAAGGUAAUUAAAAAGUGAUUGUGAAUAACUACAAUGCUAGAGCACUAGGGCAAUGUUGUCCUAACAUUCUAGGAUGCAAAAUUAGGAACAAUCCACACAACCAUCCUGGCAUACUGAGAUGUUAGUUAAAUAAAUGCACACAUUGCUUUGCAUGUGGAAUAGCAAGUUAUAUUAUUGUUUCAUUGGGUAAUUUAGUCAACAUGUACCAUACUAUCACUCUACCCUCUAUGGAAGCUUUGUGGUUGCCUUACACGCUGGGCAUUUUGUAAAACAAUCACACUUAUGGCUCAAGCAAUUCACCCUAAAUAUAGACAGAAAGUAAAUACAGUAUAAAGCUUUUGCUUCUAUUUAACACUUGAUGAUUUGGACAGGGCAGGUAACAUCCAAAGCAUGUCAUCUAGGUGCAGAGCACAAAUGUGAAAAAGGAGAUUUAGAGUUGAUUCAUACAAUAGUCUUGAGAAGCUAGGAUGCAGGUAAACAUGGUUGUACACACAUUAUGAAUCAACCCACUACCUGGAUAGUCACUAGUCAGCCAGUGAUAAGCCAGUGAGGUUUCUUUCCCUUUUGAGUUUGUCACAAAGUUUGCGUGUAAUUUAUAUGCAUAGAGAAGAAAAAGUUGACCAUUUCACCAUACACCCAUUUUAACACAGGUUGAAAUGAAACUAUAUUCUGGAAGGAUUGUAUGAAUUAGUUCACUUACACAAGCUGUUUCUUGCUCAUUUUGCAACCCACCUCAGGUCAGGGAGUAACCCAUUAGCAAGUGCUAUAACGCAAGAUUUGUUCUCUAUACAUUACAGUUACAUAAGUUUGGGAGUGUAGAACAUACAUGAAAUUUAACAGGCUUACAGCCACUGACUAUUUCUAAUAAAAUCAAAAGAGGGCAGUUAAGAAGCUAAGCAGAAGUAAUGUUUUCUCCUACACUCCACAUCAGUGUGUCAUCAUUCUGAAUCUUAAGGCUUCUUGACACUAUGAACAAUUCAGAUGAGUUAACAUAAUAAAGUUGAAUGAUAUGAGUCCCACAAAUACUUUUCUAGAAGACAAUUGUAAAUGUUUCACAAUAGGCUAUUUGGUGCAUUUCCAGGCCCUGUAUAACUUGAAUAGAAGACUUAAUGAAACACAACAUCCUGAUGUGGAGGAUGCAGAGGGUAUUCACAGAAUCCUCAAGAUACUUGCAGGGAAGUGAACUUCUGUAGGUCACUUGAAUAUAUUUUGAAAGAUAAAUUAUAUAUGUGAAAGAUUAUGAAGUACAGAAAUAAUGUUAAAGCAGAAUUAUGAUAUCAAGGCAUUACUCCAUAUUAUUUUAUCUUUCAGAAUAGUGAGCUUGUCAGGGAUCUGUGACCUUUACAACCAAUUGUUUGCCCAUGGCAGGUCUUUUUAUGUUGCUCUUUUAAAUGACUUAGAAGCACCAAAUCUUUAAUACUGUCUUUCUACAGUAAGGAAUGACUACUUUUUCUGAGGGGUGAUUCAGCCACUAGAGCCUAGCAUCUUCCCCAUAGACACAAAAAUCUACUUAUUCCAUGAUGCACCUCUCCCACACUAGUCAUAAGGUACAGGCAAUGGGCUCUUUAAACCAAACCAGGGAAGAAAGCAGUAACGAGCCCUUAGCCCAUAAUAUUUUGACUUGUGAAGUGAGUGUGUGAGUGCCAAAAAAUGUGGUUGCCCUUAAGCCCUUGCUAAAUUAAAAACAUGGGUCCUAAUGAAAAUUACAGACUUUAGUAGAGCACUUAGAUAGCCAGCAUAGCAUAAAUUUAACUGUUAUUAUGCAUAUUAUCUCCUGGGUCUUUGGAUAAUAAAGCAAUCUAUGGCCUUUUAAGCUGCAGGGGAAGGGGGUUUACUGUUUUUGUUUACUAUAGUAUGUAUUUUGUGUUUUUAUAUUGCAAACCACCCUGUGAUCCUUGGAUGAAGGGCAGUAUAGAAAUCUAAUAAAUAAUCGUAAACACCCUAAGCAAAUUUUGGCAUCUGUCUUGACAGACAAUGAAGUGUGCCUCCAGGGUCCAAACAGCUGCAUUAGCAGCACUGAAGUGACCUCCCUGGAUUGUCACAGGUCCUGGCCUGUCCAAACAACAAUAUUCCCUCUUAUUCUUAUCCCAAUAUUCCAAAGGAAAGCAGAGAAAUACAUUUGGCACCAGCUUGGCUGUAGGAGUUGCUGGAAGGAUGCAUACAAUGUGUCAUCCAGCACUGGUCAUAGAACAGGAUAAGAAUUUAUUUAUUUAUUGAAUUUAUAUACCACCCUAUAUCUGCAGGUCUCAGGGUGGUUCACAGAAUAAAAUCAAAAUAUAAAACCUCAAAAUACAUACUCAAAACAAAAGCAGCAACCCAAUAACCCCUCCCCCACCUUAUAAGAUAAUAAGAGGAGCCCUUAUGGAUAAGCCCAAAGGCCUAUAUUAUUCCGCAUUCUUUCUCACUGUGGCCAACCUGAUGCCUAGUGCAAAAGCACUCCCAUUCCUGAUUCACAGCAACUGGUAUUCAGAGAACACUUCCUCUGAUACUGGAGGUAAUAUAGCUAUCAUUGCUUUGUAAUCAUUGAUAACCUUAUCCUCCAUGGAUUUGUCUAAUUCCUUUCAAGAGCUGUCCAGGUUGAUGGUCAUCUUGUGAUAGCAAAUCUCAUAGUUUUAACUGUGUGCUGUGUGAGGAAGUGCUUACUUACUCCUGUCUGUCCUGAAUCUUCCACCAUUUCAAUUACCGUAACCAUAUUCAAUCUAUAUCCAUAGUGCUGCAAUUUUCUCACCUAAUAUUUUUCUGCUCUCCAAAUAAAGUACCCAAAAUGAACUAUACUACUAUACUAUCUAUACUACUCAGGGGUGACACAAUGUGUUUGGACAGAUGAUUUGGCAGCCCCUCAGACCACAGAACUUUAUACAACUUUAUGAGGUUUUAUGGCAUGCCCUGUAUUGUUGAAAGAUAUCCAAGAUGUCACCAAACAUUAUUUUAUUCUAAUAAUUCAUCCACACAAUCACCUUCUUGCACAACAGGGAGAAAAGUAGAGCUGUCACCUUUUGUUUCUGGUCCAACUGAAAAGUUGGGCUUUAGAAAGUCUGAUAUUUCCUUCAAAACUUUUUUUAAAAAAUGUCAGUACACUGAAAAUAUUUUGAAACAUUUUUAUCUACCACUUUCGAAGAAGACUAUCAAAAACAAAAACAUAAUCAAAAUGUUUUGCAUCCAUUCAUCAGGUUCUAUUGUUUUCUUUUGAUGGUAGUCAGAAAUUAUUUAAUAAGAGACUGUAUAAAAAUAUAUUAAUGACUUUAAUUAGCUGAAUGCAAUAAUCUUCUUUGUGGUUAAAAUGAUAUAAGUCCCACCCCACCCCGCCAGCAACACAUGGUAAGAUAUUCAGCUUUUAAAAACAGUAUGUCUACCUGUGUAAAUGUAAACAGGGCUCAUCCAUACUUCUGUUUGUGAUUACUAGUCAUGAGUCCAAGAGGUUCUUUUUUUUGUCCUGCCACUUUCCCUGGGAAAAGCCAAUGUUUACUGCUGAAUCUGCAGAAAAGCCAAUCAACAUUUACCCCAGUUCAGCAGUAAACCACAGGUUUUCCCAGGGAAAGCGGUAGGACCCCCCCCCCCAAAGAAAAGAAAAGAAAAAGAAAAAAGGGAACUUAUUGGAACUAUGACUAGAAAUCACAGCACAAACAAAGUGUGGUUGAGCCUAAAGAGUGUAGGCUGUGCAACAACCAUGGAACUAUGUGGGAGGAGGGUGAAUCCUAUAAAACUGAAUGUAGAUUAUAUAGCAGCAAAGCUUAUCAGCAGCCAUUACUCCUCCAACAAAACUGAUAAUAGUGCCUUCUCUUUUUAUACUUAAUAUUUUGUACAAUCUUCUUUUUAGAAAAAAUUAAACAUCUAGAACAUCAUAGCUUGCUAUUAACUCCCUAUGCCAAUACCUUCCAAUAAGUUUAUUUUACCUGUCUGCUCAAAUAAGUCACCUAAGGAAUAAUGAAAUAUUCACUUGCUGUGGGAGAAGCAUUCAAAGAAAAAUAUUCUCAGGUUAGCAUUUUAUCACAUGGUUGCCCCUGGGACACAAAAUGAAAUUAUUUGGGGAUGUAAGACAUUAGAUGGAGCUCUUGGAGGCAGCAUGGGAUACAGUUUUGAUGACAUCAGGAAGAAAAGGUUGAUCCAAAAAGUUACCACCUUAUACACAAGUGCACAAUGCUGCAGAAGCUAUAGAAAGACACAGACAUGCACCAACGGACUACACAGUUACUACACAGAAACAUACACAUACACAUAAAGGAUGGACACAGAGUACAUUGGAACGUUACCAUGAGUUUCUGUGGAGUGACUAAACCAAGCAAACUUUCCUUUCUUCUUAUCAGGCAAGCCAGCUGGAGCGUUUUCUUUCACAGACAAGAUGGUCAAGUACCAGGAACAAGACAUCAACAGAGAACAUGCAGCCGGGAACGGUCAAAAGAAAAAGAAACAAGGAACUCAGCUUACAUGUAGGACAGCCACCUCUUAUCUCUCAUCAUGGGAAUUAAGAAUGCAGAAUGAAAACAAAGGAAUAUGGAAGAGUGAAACAUUACAACAGAAGGGGUCGUCAGUAUCUGCUAAACAUCCUCUUCAGUGUUCUCAUAUGCAUUACACCUGAAGCCAGGGAAUGCCAGAAACACUGGCUGAACUGAAGCCACAAAGACACCAAGAUAAUAAACUACUGAGUAUGCAGCUGCUGCUUCUGGAAGCAUCUCUAAAACUUACAUUAAACUUGCUUAUGUCACCCAAUAUAGGGAAUAUCUAAUGUGUUUUAGCUUAUUUUGACUUUUGCUACACAACACUGGCUUUCUGUGGAUGGUAUCCAACUAAGUCAUACUCAGAUUAUACCUACUGAAAUCACUAGGCUUAAAUUAGCCAUGACUAACAUAACUCCAUUGAUUUCAGUUAGUUUGCUAAGAAUGACCUAGUCAGCUUUUAUGGUUUCAUGAGGUUUAAAUGUUUAUAUUGUUCAGUGCCUUGAUCAUUGUUAUGAGCUGGUAAUGUAACUACAUAAAGGUAGUCUUUAUGUGAGUAUAUUGUAUUCAAUUAUGGGGUAUCAGAGUUUUUAGGGGCUAACCAGGUUGGGAUAGCUGGGAUAGCAGGCUUGUGGGUUUUUUAAUGUCUGAUGUAGAUUUUUUCAAUUUCGUCGUUCUGUAUGGGACAAUGACAAUAAAGAUUAUCGUAUAGGUUUUUCUUGAAGGGC